AUGGGCACACCAGUGCUCAUCCUCGACAAUGGUGCGUACAGCAUCAAAGCGGGUGUGUCGGGUGUCGAUGCUGAGCCGCGGUUCUUCCCCAAUGCCGUCGCGCGCAGCCGAACGGACAGGCGGAUCUACGUUUCAGACGAGAUCGAGGCCGCCAGAGACUUGAGUGGGAUCGCGUACCGCCGCGCGUUCGAGCGGGGCAUGCUCGUCGCCUGGGACGCGGAGAAGCCGGUGUGGGACCGCAUUUUCUCUUCUGCCGGGCUUGAUAUAAAGCCUCCAGAAACAUCGCUACUCGUCACAGAGCCGUACUUCAACCUCCCCAACAUCGCCGAGACAUACGACCAAAUGGUGUUCGAGGAGUGGGAGUUCGCGAGCUACUACCGUUGCACCUCGGCCUCGUUGGCGCCAUACGGAGGCAUGUUCAGCGACGAGUCUGACGUUCCCCCGGAAUGUAUGGUCGUCGUUGACGUGGGGUACAGCUACUCGCACGUUGUGCCGACCCGCGGCGGGGAAAUAGUGUGGGAACACGUUAAGCGUAUCGACAUCGGCGGGAAGCUUCUUACAAACCAUCUGAAACACCUCAUCUCGUUCCGGCAGUGGAACAUGCUUGACCAGACCCACGUCGUCAACGCCGUCCGAGAAGCGUGCGGCUACGUCUCGAUGGACUGGUGUGGCGAUAUCGAGAAGUGCAAGCGCAACCCGCGCUCCAACCCCAUCGUACAAGAGUACGUCCUCCCAGACUUUAGCGCCAAGUCGCGCAGCCGGACGGGGUACAUCCGCUCUGGACCGAAUGCACAGCGGCCACCAGAAGGAGAAGAAGCGCGGAAGAAGGGGCCAGAAGAGGAGGAGCAAGUGCUGUGGAUGGGAAACGAGCGGUUCGCGGGGCCAGAGCUGCUGUUCAACCCAUCCGAUAUUGGUAUCAACCAGACCGGCCUCCCGGAGACUAUAGCGUACGUCAUCUCGCAGAUGCCCGAAGAACUGCAAGGGAUGUUCUGGGCACACAUCGGCAUUGUUGGCGGGCUGGGUAACAUCGAGGCAUUAGGAGAACGACUAGAACGCGACCUGCGCGCACUGUGCCCGUCGGACUACGACAUUGGGAUCUAUGAGGUGUUCGAACCCGCCUCAGCACCCUACCAGGCUGCCGUGGCAUUAUCCUCGCACGAUGGCUACCUCCCGACUUACCCGGUCACGCGCGCCGAGUACCUCGAGCACGGCUCGUCCAUCUGCCGACGCAAGUUCGGAGGGCCAGUAUACAACGUCGAGCCGCCAGGCUUCAACCGCGACACAGAGCCGGUGGACGAGGACGAGCAGGAGCUGCGAUACGCGCUCGGACUGGACAGUAUACGCGGGAAGGGAAGCAAGAAGCGGGCAAACGACGAGGAGGUCACGAGCGGGAACUGGGGUGGGCGACGGAGACGCGCGCAGGAGGGCGGGCUGUUGGGAGGGCGGCCGUAG
This is a messenger RNA of Cutaneotrichosporon cavernicola, 1452 nucleotides long. RefSeq lists its product as uncharacterized. The transcript has 9 exons. The coding region runs from base 1 to 1452 and encodes 483 amino acids. Gene Ontology annotation, cellular component: Swr1 complex. The record is from RefSeq and is a predicted model, not a curated record. Gene Ontology annotation, molecular function: nucleosome binding. Lineage: Eukaryota; Fungi; Basidiomycota; Tremellomycetes; Trichosporonales; Trichosporonaceae.